This is a messenger RNA of Plenodomus lingam JN3, 180 nucleotides long. Lineage: Eukaryota; Fungi; Ascomycota; Dothideomycetes; Pleosporales; Leptosphaeriaceae. The record is from RefSeq and is a predicted model, not a curated record.
AUGACCACCAGCUCCUGGUGGGAACACUUGGCAUGUCUUGUGCCUGACUCUCUGCUGACUUUUCCAGCAUUCCGGUCGAUCAAACCGGUCUGGCCUCAACACGAGAUCAAAUUACGAGGUCGUCGCGCCUUGCGCUUUGCCGUAACCUGUUACUUCAAUAUCAUGCAAGACGAUAGCUAA